This is a messenger RNA of Pyricularia oryzae 70-15, 1817 nucleotides long. RefSeq names its product mitochondrial phosphate carrier protein. Gene Ontology annotation, cellular component: mitochondrial inner membrane. Gene Ontology annotation, molecular function: phosphate transmembrane transporter activity. The record is from RefSeq and is a predicted model, not a curated record. Bases 147 to 1091 code for a protein of 314 amino acids. Gene Ontology annotation, biological process: mitochondrial phosphate ion transmembrane transport. The transcript has 2 exons. NCBI's taxonomy places the organism in Eukaryota, Fungi, Ascomycota, Sordariomycetes, Magnaporthales, Pyriculariaceae.
CAAAGACGUGAACUGCAGUUGACUUUUUUCCCAUUUAACUUUUGUAAACGUAUUGUUGUUUUGUUAUAUUUAUUUGCAUCACCAGCCCUGUUUUAUUGUAUUAGACAUCAUAUUUGAAAAUUGGUUUCGUUCAGUCACAGGUCACAAUGGCAGCAGAAAAGUCAAGUCAAUUACCAACUUUUGCACCCUCCGAUUAUGUCAAGUUCUUCAGCGCAGGCGCGCUGGCGGCAACGCUCACACAUGGCGCGGCAACACCAAUCGACGUCGUCAAGACGCGGAUACAAGUAGACGACGCAAUGAAGGGCCUCAACAUGGUCAAGGCAGCACGGACUAUCGCAGCCAAAGAAGGCGCCUCGGCCCUGCUGACCGGCUUCGGCCCCACAGCGGUCGGUUAUCUGGUCCAGGGUGGCAGCAAAUUUGCGGGUUACGAGUUCUUCAAGAAGAAGUUCGUGGAGAUGGCUGGCGGGCCCGAGAGGGCAGUGCAGCACCGGACGGGCAUCUACCUGGGCGCCAGCGCGACGGCGGAAUUCUUCGCCGACAUUUUGCUGUGCCCGCUCGAGGCGACGCGGAUCAGGCUGGUGUCGCAGCGCGGGUACGCGACCGGGCUGACGACGGGGUUCGCGCGCAUGGCGAGGGAGGAAGGGCUGCGCGGUUUCUACUCUGGCUUCGUGCCGCUGCUCUUCAAGCAGGUGCCGUACGCAGUUGGUCAGUUUGCGGUGCACGAGGCUGCGGUCGAGGGCAUCUACCGCACGAUUGGGCCAGAGAAGAAGGCGACGUUGACGCAUGCGCAGGCGACGGGCGUGGAGUUGGCAUCAGGCAUCGUGGCGGGCGUGGCAGCAGCGGUACUAUCCCACCCGGCGGACACGCUGCUCUCGGCCAUCAACAAGGGCGCGGGCGACAAGGGUCAGGGGGCGACGGCGCGCAUGUUCCAACUGGCAGGGGAGUUUGGACCAAAGAGGCUGCUGCUGACGGGGCUGGGGCCCAGGAUUUUCAUGACGUGCGGCCUUGUCGCGGGGCAAUUUGUCAUCUACGCGCAGUGCAAGGCAUUGGUGGGUGCCGCGCCGGGUGUUGAAAUUCACAAGGAGGACUGAUUCGACCAAAAUGUCAUCUGAUGGGCGGUUUGAUCAGGACCGGGGGUGGACGGGGAGGGAAAGGUAACUACGACGCUGGACUGUGCUGUGCGUUUGUUCUUGUCAGGGGUGUCGGGGGCCGAGGCUUGGCUGUGGGUUGAUUGGGGGUGAUAUUGAGAAACCCAUCUUACCUUCCCCAAGGGGCAUAGGGUGCCUUUUGCAACGAAUAAACUUGAGGAAACCCAAACCUACGAAAGUAACUUGGGACUGCGAUUUUCCCAGGCGGUUGGACCCAGAAUUUCUUAAUCUCUUUUUGUCCCUUUCCCCUUGUUUUUCAAGUAAGGUAGCAAACAUGUCUUUUUUUUCCCGUUAUGCGACUGGCUCAAUUCUAACAUUCUCCCGGUCGCCCUUGUGCCACCGUGUCGAUUUGGGAAUGUAACUGUGGCCGCUACCACGUUGCACGGGCGGCUAUUCGGGACAGCUAAAAAUGGAGGGCGAGAUUGGUUUCUGCAGGUUCCUAUUUACGGCCAAUUGUCCUUAAGGGGGCGCGCCUUUUCAUUUUUUUCUGUUUUUUUGUUUUUCCCUUUUUCCUGAACGCCGUCUUGGCUGGCAACCCACAAUCAGCAUCUUACCUACCGUAGUCAGAUAAUGGGAUUGUACCUGCAUCCAUCCAUCCAUGUUACCUUGGUGAAUCUAUCCGUUCAGUUUGCUACAAUGGAUAAAAAUAAUAAACUCAAUGCACAAAGC